Messenger RNA from Pocillopora verrucosa, 480 nucleotides. NCBI's taxonomy places the organism in Eukaryota, Metazoa, Cnidaria, Anthozoa, Scleractinia, Pocilloporidae. The record is from RefSeq and is a predicted model, not a curated record.
AUGAUAAACGAUCUCAAAGUUGACGUCCCAAUGUGGAAGUACGUAGAUGAUACUACCAUCUCUCAAACCAUACCCCGGGGCUCCCUAGGGCUCGUGUACCUUGUUGAUUUCUACUGUACAACAAUCAGAUCUGUUCUAGAAUAUUGCGCUCCCCUCUUCCAUCACGCACUUCCCGCUUACCUCAGUGAGGAUAUAGAGAGAAUACAGAAAAGAGUUCUUUCCAUAAUUCUCCCAGAUAUGUCAUAUCAGGACUGCUUGGACAGACUAGGCCUGCCAACGCUAAAAGAGAGACGCAAUGAUCUAUGUAAACGACUCUUUGAUUCAAUCGCCAACAACUCGGGGCAUAAACUACACAACUUACUGCCUCCAAGAAAUGAACAAAGUUACUGCCUGCGACAUCAGAGAACAUAUAGUCUACCACGCUCGCGCACAGACCGCUUUAGACAGUCCUUUGUGUAUGCAAUGUCCAAAGAUGCCUAG